GACAAAAUUCUUAAAGCGCUAAAUGCGAAGUAACACAAGUGAUCCAACUGUCUGCCACUCCAUUAAUGUCGGUUCUCGUUUUCCCACUCAACAGACCCCACGAAAAUCGAAAGCAAAAGGUAAACAAAGGAUCAAGCUCAACAAAAUCUCCCUUCCUUCGAGAAUCAGGAGCACAUCGAGUCCAAGAUUGGUUUUUAUUUCUGGUGGGUUAGUUUCUCUGAGUUUGGGUGGUAAAUCAGAUCAACAGGCAGGGUUUUGACAAUGUCGACAGUAGGAAACUCGACAAACAUAUUUUGGCAAGAGUCACCCAUUGGGAAAACUGAAAGGCAGAAGCUGCUAAACCAGAAGGGUUGUGUGGUGUGGAUCACAGGCCUCAGUGGCUCAGGGAAAAGCACUUUGGCUUGCUCGCUUAGUAGAGAGUUGUACAACCGGGGAAAGCUAUCAUAUAUACUUGACGGAGAUAAUCUUCGUCAUGGUUUGAACAUAGAUCUCGGUUUCAAGGCAGAGGAUAGAGUGGAAAAUAUACGCAGAGUCGGAGAAGUAGCCAAACUCUUUGCUGAUGCUGGUUUGAUCUGUAUCGCCAGCCUCAUAUCGCCCUACAGGAAAGACCGUGACGCCUGCAGGGAAAUGAUGCGUGAUUCAUCUUUUAUCGAGGUUUACAUGAACAUGUCUCUACAACUGUGUGAAGCAAGAGACCCUAAAGGCUUAUACAAGCUUGCGCGUGCAGGAAAGAUCAAAGGCUUCACAGGGAUAGAUGACCCGUAUGAAUCUCCCUUGAAUUGUGAGAUAGAGCUGAAAGAGAAAGAAGGAAAGUGUCCUUCCCCUGUAGCUAUGGCUGAGGAAGUCAUCUCUUAUUUAGAAGACAAAGGCUUCCUUCAAAACCAGUGACCUCUUAACCAAAAUCAAAUUUGUUGUUUUUCCUUUCCAAGUCUUGGCCGUUUUUUUUUUAAAAAUGUUUCUUCACUUUCCUAAAACAUGACAAAAAUCGUAAAGAAGUUUGUAACUAUGAAAGACAUACAUACAG
Molecule: messenger RNA, 1024 nt
Organism: Eutrema salsugineum
Lineage: Eukaryota; Viridiplantae; Streptophyta; Magnoliopsida; Brassicales; Brassicaceae
Product: adenylyl-sulfate kinase 3
Exons: 7
Coding region: 262-888 (208 amino acids)
Biological process (GO): sulfate assimilation
Molecular function (GO): ATP binding; adenylylsulfate kinase activity
Source: RefSeq, a predicted model, not a curated record